AGAGGAAGAACAUGUGACCACUUCCUGACAACACGCAAACACUCAAAACCAGACUCACACACAAUGAGUCGAAGUCAGUAAGUCGAAGUCGGGGAUGUUUCAGAUUCUGAGGAUUCCGUCUCUCCUGCUGCUCUUAUAACCAUGUUUCUAUCCAGACGUAUCCUCGGGACACGCAGCUCUGUGUGCGCAUGAAAACAUGUCCGACCUGUGGACGUUCCCGGCAGCGUCCCCUCCUUCCAUCGUCCAGCAGUCCUCUCGCUCCCACUCGCUCCCCCCCUUCUCCACCUCCUUGUUCAGGAGCCAUGGGAGCCCCUCUCCAGCCAAGGUGACCUCCCCUAUAUACUCCCCUCAGAAUACCCCUCCUGUCAUGUGCCAGGUUAGCUCCCCGAACCUCGGACUUCGGACCCAGGCCUCCUCCUUUCAGUUUCCUCAAUCCCAGAUUACCUCCACGCAUCAGAUUACAUCCCCCCACCUUUCACCGCACAUGGAAGUGUCCCCCUCCCAGCUGUUCUAUCCGUCCCAGAUAACCUCCCCUCACCUCCCCUCAGCCCCCGUCAGCUCCUCCUAUCACCUUGGCUCUCCUCAGGUCGCCUCCCCUCACCUCCACCCCCAACCGCAGCACUUCCUGUACAACCAGAACCCCGAUCCGGAGUUGGAUUAUGUCGACUGGGACAAAUGCGAGGAGUCCUCGGAUCUUUCCUGCUAUCUCAACGGAAGCGGCUUCUCCUACCAGAACGGGUCGCCCUCCCCGCUGGAUAUCCACCUCCAGAACCAGUACGGCACCAGCGACCCCCCCUGCACGGAUGAGGUGGAAAGAACAGCCAAAGCCUAUAACACUCACAGCGUUCACGCCGGCGGCGUGUUUGAGCACAGCGACCCGGCAGGUCAAGCUCAGCACGCGUGGGACUCCAUGUCACCAACCCUGUCCCAGGUGCAUUGCCCCCCUUUGGGUUCCGGGGAUCCCAUGGGGAGAUGGAGCUCGUCCCCCGCGGAGGACUUCCCCGCCAACCAGUUCUACCAUGAAAGUUACCAUGGAAACAACCCCCAGCAGCCGUUCUGUAGCCCAACCACACCAGGUCCGAGUCCCCAUUACCCGCAAACGCCAACCGUCUCCAGUCCCAGUCCUCAGAUGCAUCCCAGGACGGACCGGACGGGUUGUCCCAAGCAAGCGUCCAAACAGCUGAGCAGAGACGCGUCCUCGGCUCUUUCUCUGAACGACCACGGCGCCUACUUCCCGUCGUCAGAGAAAGCUCCUCACCAGAGAACCCAACGCCACCUGCAGAGUCAAAGCCCGGCGGCUGAGGAGGCCACCGCCUGCCAACAUGAAACCAGCUUCUCCGCUCAGGAAAGGGGGCCCCCCAGCAGCGGUUCUACCGGGCGGGGCUGCAAGGAGGAGGGAAGAGGAGGAAGAAGAGGGCCGAGGAAAGCGGCUGAGAGGCAAACGGACUGGAACUGGGUGAAACAGCUGCAGCCUUUAAGAACCACUGGAGUCCUGGACUCGAGCAGGUGCCGGCUGCUGUGCACCGUGUGUAACCGCGACUUUAAGAGCCUUCCAGCUUUAAAUGGUCACAUGCGUUCCCACAGUGGCUUCAGAUCCCCGACACGGAUUAAAAAGGAUACGUCCCCUCCCACUCAAAGCCCCAUGUCCCUCGUGAUGCCCGUCUCUGUGCCUGUCCAAACCAGAGGACAGAAGAAAGGCUGCGUCUCCACUCCAGCCAGCGGGGGCGCUGUGCUCUACCGCAGCCUGAUGCAUGAGGAGGACGCUGCCCCCACAGGCCAUAAGGCGGGGGAGAACGUUACCAUGGCUAAUUUAUGUCACUACACCCCUCCUCCGAUGCUAUGCCCUGAGAGGGCGGGGUCAGGGCUGUACUGCUCCCUCACCACUGGGAGGCAGCAGAGAGCAGAGACGAUUCAGCUGCACAAUGAGUUAGCUGACCCUGUUUCCAUGGUAACAGCCGAUCCUCCACCUGAACUGCUAGCAUCGGGAAACAUCAAACCGCGGAUCAAUUUUGGGAAGAACUUCCAGGCAGAGAUUCCUCCGUUGCGGGACAGUAAGCAUGCCCAAGGUGACUCCCACAAUGCACUGUUGCUGUGGACGCCGUACGAUGAGCUGGAGCAUCCCGUCAAUCAACAGAGAGUGGAGGCCCUGCUACUGCUGGCGCGCUCCAGUGUGGUGCCAGGAGCCCAGGCUAGUCCAGAGUUCGCCCUCCAGCUGCUCUCAGAGUGCAAGGGAGACUUCCUGCUGACGUUGGAGAAGCUGAUGAAUCCUGAAACCUCAUCCAACCACACGGGUGUCUGGUGGAGCGCGGCCGAGAAGAAGCUGCUGGUUAAAUCCCUGCAGAUCCAUCGCAAAGACUUCAGCAGCAUCCAGAAGUCUGUUCGGUCCAAGUCCCUCUCCGAGUGUGUGGAAUAUUAUUACCUGUGGAAGAAGAAGCUGAGUCUGGGUGUAAAGACCCCGACUGACCUGACCGUCAGUCUGCCUGGAGCAAAUGGUCAAAAAGUAUUGAAAUCCCAGAAAGCCUCAUGAAGCCAGAGACCGUAAAGCUCUUGGGAUACACACUACUUAACGACAAAGACCCACACAUGGACCUAAACGGAAAACUGCGGAAAAAACAUUUCCUUCCGGGUUUGUUGGUUAAAUGUAGUUUAGCUUAGCUGAUUGAAAACGUUUUUAAAUAACCACAUCUGUAUUUAUUCCCAGCUGUCCCCCAGAACCUCAGAUGAUCUGCUGUGUUUAUAAACUGUUCAAAUAUGCAGUUAUUUUGGUAUGGUUUUAUUUCUAUAGACUGUAAAAGCUGAUAUUGGUGAUAUAUUCCUACAUUGUCUAUUUUCUCUCAUGAGGAUUUAAUAAAAA
Messenger RNA from Cyprinodon variegatus (sheepshead minnow), 2854 nucleotides. RefSeq names its product transcriptional-regulating factor 1-like. NCBI's taxonomy places the organism in Eukaryota, Metazoa, Chordata, Actinopteri, Cyprinodontiformes, Cyprinodontidae. Gene Ontology annotation, molecular function: transcription corepressor activity. The transcript has 14 exons. Gene Ontology annotation, biological process: regulation of transcription by RNA polymerase II; negative regulation of DNA-templated transcription. Bases 197 to 2527 code for a protein of 776 amino acids. Gene Ontology annotation, cellular component: transcription regulator complex; histone deacetylase complex. The record is from RefSeq and is a predicted model, not a curated record.